This is a messenger RNA of Didymosphaeria variabile, 1170 nucleotides long. RefSeq names its product sphingolipid delta-4 desaturase (gene DES1). Bases 1 to 1170 code for a protein of 389 amino acids. Gene Ontology annotation, biological process: ceramide biosynthetic process. Gene Ontology annotation, molecular function: sphingolipid delta-4 desaturase activity. NCBI's taxonomy places the organism in Eukaryota, Fungi, Ascomycota, Dothideomycetes, Pleosporales, Didymosphaeriaceae. Gene Ontology annotation, cellular component: membrane. The transcript has 3 exons. The record is from RefSeq and is a predicted model, not a curated record.
AUGAAGUCGUCGGUCACUACAGCUACCCAGCAGCCCAGGAAGCCGGCGAAGAGGAGCUUGACGGUCAAGGCCGGGACACAGGAAAACGUGCAAACCGCUACCCAGAAUGAACACGACCACUUUUUUUGGACAUACACGGAGGAGCCUCACCGGACGAGGAGACAAGCUAUCAUUAAAGCUCAUCCAGAGGUAACAAAGCUUUGCGGUCCCGAACCCCUCACCAAGUAUGUCGUCGCCUUCGUCGUCUUUCUGCAGAUACUUUGCGCAAUCCUCCUUCGCGAUAAGCCCUUUCUAUCAUGGCCCACAUUCCUCACCGCCUACAUUAUCGGCGCCACAGCGAACCAAAACCUCUUCCUCGCCAUACACGAGAUUUCACACAAUCUGGCCUUCAAGAACCCGCUAGCGAAUAGAAUAUUUGCUGUGUUUGCCAACCUCCCAAUUGGAAUACCAUAUAGCGCAUCUUUCAGGCCAUACCACCUUACCCAUCACAAAUCACUCGGCGUCAAUGGCCUCGACACCGACCUCCCCACCGCCUUCGAAGCCCUCUUCCUCGACUCCGUCGGCGGAAAAGCCUUCUUCUGCACCUUCCAGAUCCUCUUCUACGCCCUGCGCCCCAUGUUCAUCUAUCAGCUCCCGCUGACCAAAAUCCACCUCUUCAACGUCAUUACCCAAGUUGUCUUCGACUACGCGCUCGUACAACUCAUCGGCGGAAAGGCACUCGGAUACAUGAUCUUGAGCAGCUUCUUGGCAGGCUCCCUGCACCCCUGCGCAGGACACUUCAUAGCAGAGCAUUACGUUUUCGAGAAGCCGAGCAAGGAUGCCCUAAACGCAGCGAACAAGAUCCCGAUUCCGGAGACGUACUCGUACUACGGCGUGCUCAACUUCUUCACGUACAAUGUUGGUCUGCACAACGAGCACCAUGACUUCCCAGCUGUACCGUGGACGCGCCUCCCAAAGCUGAACAAGAUCGCGCACGAGUUCUACGACGAUUUGCCCGUGCAUAAGAGCUGGGUGAAUGUCAUAUGGCAGUUCAUCUGGGAUAAGGAUGUUAGCCUGUGGUGCCGUGUGAAGAGGGAGGAAGGUGGAAGGAGGGUCGGUGGUGGCAGCGGUUGGAACGAGGAAGAGCUGGGUGCCAACGAGAAGAAUGGGCCCAUCCCGGGCGUCUUGUAA